CGGUUGACUUAACUUGAAAGAAAAUGUUUAUUAUUUAUAAGUGAGAAGUUAUUUGCAAGUGAAAAAUAAUUUUUAAUUUAUGAUAUCAAUCUGAGGGAAUUAUUAGAAAUCAAUUGAUCAUGAGUAGUUGAUGUACAGAUUGUCCCAGUCCAGUUCUGGAAAUUUUACAUGAGUCUGAUUAUCCCAGUCCGGUGUUCUGGGGAUUUUACAGGGGUUUGUGUCUGUUUACUGGUUUGCGGGUUUGCGAUUCGGUUCGGUUCGUAUUUUUUAAAAGACAAAUCAUUGUAAUGUAUGUACAUUUUAGUGAAGUAUGUAGAACUAUUAGUGGCAAAUGAACAAUAAGUAGAAAGACCAAUGAACAUCUAUUUUGUCGGAACAGCCAAACCUCACAUUUUCAGACACUAAUUACUGGUUGCUCCUUGUCUAUCUCACUUCCUUACAUUGUCACUAGAUUUCUUUAUAAACAUUUUUAUGCAUUCACUCCAAUUUUCACAUACCAGAACCUCAUGGGGUACCAGAAAUUCUGUUCUUGACAAUUAUUUCCCCAAAAACAAAUUCGAAACAAAUAAAUAGAUAUGGGAAGUAUGAAUAAGAUCACUGUGAUUGGCUUGUCUGCUGUUGUGCUGGUUGCAGUGGUGGUGGCUGUGGCAAUAAGCGGAGGUAAGGACGACAAGAAAGAAGGCGGUGGCGUUGCGACAGCCAGCAAGUCUGUCAAGACAAUGUGCCAGCCUUGUGACUACAAGGACGCUUGUGCUGAAAGUCUUUCACAUGCCAAUUCGACAGACCCUAGAGACCUCAUCAAAACUGGAUUCCAGGUGGCUAUGGACAAUAUGAAGCAAGUGAUUAGCAACUCUUCCACGCUCCAAGAAGCUGAAAAAGAUCCGCGUACUUCACAAGCUUAUGGCAUUUGUAAAGAUGUCAUAAACACGGCUAUUGAUGAUUUUCAUAGGUCUUUUGAUAAAGUUGGUGACUUUCAUGUGGACAAGAUGGAUGAUUAUCUCGCGGACUUGAGAACAUGGCUCAGUGGAGUGGUCACGAAUCAGGAUACGUGCAUAGAUGCGUUCCAGAACACGACAGGCGAUGCAGGGGAAAAGAUGAAGAACCUUUUGAAAUUAGCUUCUGAGCUUUCUAGCAAUGCACUUGCAAUGGUUGGUCAAUUAGGCAAUUUCCUUUCUAACUUGGACAUUCCUGAUUUUGGUCAUGAUAAGAAAGAGAGGAGACUGCUUUCGUCUGAGUAUCCGGAGUGGGUGGAUCAUCCUCACAGGAGACUUCUUCAAUCUGAUCCUGAACCUAAAGCGGUGGUAGCUCAGGAUGGCUCGGGCCAGUUCAAGACUGUUGGCGAUGCCCUCAAAACAGUGCCUCAAAAAAACACAGAACCCUUUGUCAUUAAAAUCAAGGAAGGUAUUUACAAAGAGUAUGUUGAUGUCCCAAGGCAUGUAGACAAUGUCAUCUUCAUUGGUGAUGGUGCCACCAAAACCAAGAUCACCGGAAACAAGAACUUCAUUGAUGGCGUCAAUACCUACAAAACUGCAACCGUUGCUAUAAAUGGUGAUGGAUUCAUGGCCAAGGACAUCGGAUUUGAGAACUCAGCAGGAGCGGAGAAGCACCAAGCGGUUGCACUUCGUGUAUCAGCCGACAGAACAGUCUUCUACAGAUGUCAAUUCGAUGGUUACCAAGACACCCUCUACGCCCACACCUACCGUCAAUUCUACCGUGAAUGCACCAUCACAGGCACAAUUGACUUCAUCUUUGGCGACGCAGCCACAGUGUUCCAAAGCUGCACAAUGAAGGUGAGAAAGCCAAUGGACAAUCAGGGCUGCAUGGUAACAGCCCAAGGCCGAAAAGAGAAGCGUGGCACUGGAGGCCUAAUUCUACAAAACUGCACCAUUUCAGCAGAGGAUGAUGUUCUGGCUAUGAACCCUGCACCCAAGCAGUACCUAGGAAGGCCCUGGAAAGAAUUUUCGCGAACAAUUAUUAUGCAAUCAUUCAUCGACAAGAACAUUGAUCCUGAAGGAUGGUCACCUUGGACUGGGAAUUUCGGACAGGACACUUGUUUCUAUGCAGAGUAUAAGAACAGAGGACCAGGAUCAGAUACAUCUAAAAGGGUCAAGUGGAAGGGUAUUCAAACUAUAAAAGAAGAAGAUGCUGAAACAUUUACAGCAAGUAAAUUUAUUCAAGGUGACACAUGGGUAAAAACUAGUGAUGUUCCUUAUGAUGCUGCAAUGAUGCAGGUGUAGAUUUAUGUGCAUGAAUAUAUAGUUUUGUAGUUUUUAAUAAAGGGUAUUAUAUAGGAUGAUAAUCAUAUUAAUAUAUCAUGGUAGGAAAGUAUACCGACUUUUGUUGAUAGUGAAUUGUUGAGCA
Molecule: messenger RNA, 2361 nt
Organism: Daucus carota subsp. sativus
Lineage: Eukaryota; Viridiplantae; Streptophyta; Magnoliopsida; Apiales; Apiaceae
Product: pectinesterase
Exons: 2
Coding region: 576-2237 (553 amino acids)
Biological process (GO): cell wall modification
Molecular function (GO): pectinesterase inhibitor activity; pectinesterase activity
Source: RefSeq, a predicted model, not a curated record